Molecule: messenger RNA, 1749 nt
Organism: Knipowitschia caucasica
Lineage: Eukaryota; Metazoa; Chordata; Actinopteri; Gobiiformes; Gobiidae
Source: the annotation of a GenBank genome assembly
AUGAAGAAAAGCGGAUGGGACAGUAUCGCAGACCUGAUCUCCAGCAGAACAACAGCCUCUGAACAGGACGGACAUGUGGGAGAAGAGGAUGAGAACCAGGAGCGGGGAAACUGGUCCAGUAAAACGGACUACAUGCUGUCGACGAUCGGUUACGCUGUGGGUCUGGGAAACAUCUGGAGGUUUCCGUAUCUGGCCUACAAGAACGGAGGAGGUGCCUUCCUGAUCCCGUACUUCCUGAUGCUGCUGUUUGCCGGUCUCCCUCUGUUCUUCCUGGAGAGCGCUCUGGGACAGUUCUGCAGCCAGGGGCCCAUCAACGUGUGGAGGGCUGUGCCGCUGCUGCAGGGAGUGGGCGUGGCCAUGGUUCUCAUCACUCUCAUUGUGAGUUUUUAUUACAACGUGAUCAUCGCCUACAGCCUGUUCUACAUGUUCGCCUCCUUCCAGUCGCCGCUGCCCUGGGCGCGCUGCUCCGGCUGGGGCGCUCUCAACUGCACCGACCCCCUCCAAGUGGUGUGUAACAUCAGUGGAAUCCUGGUGUCAAACUGGACCAAUGGGAGCUGUCCUGCUUCAGACCAGAUCCAAGUCCAAACCCAGACUCCAAGUGAGCGAUACUGGGAUGAGGAGGCCCUACGGCGGUCCAGUGGGAUGGAUGAGACCGGGACCGUGGUCUGGCACCUGGCCCUGUGUCUGCUGCUCAGCUCCAUCAUCGUAGGAGCUGCUCUCAUCAAAGGCAUCAAGUCGUCUGGAAAGGUGGUGUAUUUCACUGCCACUUUCCCCUAUGUGGUCAUCUUUAUCCUGCUGAUCCGAGGAGCCACACUAGAGGGCGCCAGAGACGGCAUCGAGUAUUAUAUUGGGUCUCAGUCAAAUCUGACCAAACUUCAAGACGCUCAGGUGUGGAAGGACGCGGCGACGCAGACCUUCUACUCCUUGUCCAUCGGAUGGGGCGGAGUCAUGACUCUGGCGUCUUACAACAACUUCAACAACAACGUGUUCAAGGACGCUUUCAUCGUCUGCUUCACCAACGCAGCCACCAGUGUGUUUGCAGGAUUUGCCAUUUUUUCCAUUCUGGGUCACAUGGCGUUUGUGUACGAAAAACCAGUCAGAGAGGUCGUCAAAGAAGGGUUCGGUCUGGCGUUCAUCGCGUACCCAGACGCUCUGUCCAAGCUCCCGGUGUCGCCGCUGUGGUCCGUGCUCUUCUUCUUCAUGCUCCUCACUGUCGGCCUGGACUCGCAGUUCGCUGGAAUAGAGGUGGUCAUCACGUGUCUGGUCGACGCCGUCCCUUCUCUCUUUAAUUCCAAGCGCUCCCUCCUGACGGUGGCGCUGUCCUGCUCCGUGUUCCUGCUCGGUCUUCCGUGUGUGACUCAGGCCGGGAUCUACUGGGUCACGCUUCUGGACCAGUUUCUUGGGACUUGGGUUUUGUUGAUUGUGGGUCUGAUGGAGGUGAUCGGCAUCUCAUUUGUUUAUGGAGGAAACCGUUUCAUCAAAGACAUCGAGAUGAUGAUCGGAGAGAGGUCUUUCUGCUUCUGGAUCUGGUGGAGGACCUGCUGGUUCUUCAUCAGUCCCUGCAUCAUUCUGCUGAUCCUGAUGUGGUCCCUCUUCACCCUCACCUCGCCCUCCUAUGGGACCGUCCCGUACCCAGACUGGGCCCUGGCGCUGGGCUGGGGCCUCGCUGCGUUCGUGCUCAUGUGGAUCCCACUCAUCGCUCUCUACAAGUUUGUUAAAGCGAAGGGCUCGGCGUGGGAGGAGCACUGA